AUGCCAGGUAAUGAUUUGUUGCCUCGACUUCUGAACUCCCGGCACUUGUUGAGGUCGGCGAUGAGUUUGGAAAUCGUUCGUGAGGAGUUGAGCGGAGAGUCCAAGCUGGUCCCGCGCUUCGCGCUGAAAGGAGCGCUGCCCGAUGCAUUGUUGGAGCAAUACGAAUUCUGGCGCGGGGAGCGGCGACUCGUUGGGAAACUGCAACGCAGGACGGGGGAUGCUCCGCUGACGACGCCGAGCUGCCUGGUGGUCCAUCUGUCGGAGCGCUGUCAUGUGCAACGCUUGGCCUUGGAUUUACCGAGGAAGGAUCCUGAGAAGCAGCUGGACGAAUUGAUGUUUGCAAAGUCCAGCAAUGUGGUUCAAGGGGAGACGCUGGUGGAUCUCUUGCAUGCCAAACAGACGUCCAGUACCUAUCAGGUGGCCCAGUGGCUGCUUCACCUGGACGACUUGUCUCAUGUGUUGGCCUGGUCCAGCGCGCAGGUGUUGAAUGGAGAGUUGAUGGACUUAGAGAAGGAACCGCCUUUGACGCUGGUUGAGCUGCCCAGGCUGGGCUUGAGCUUCACAGCGGACAGCGCGGACGCAGCUGGCGGACUGCGCUGCGACCAGCAUGGCGGGCUGAAGGUGGUGGGUCAUCGCAACUUCCACAACCAGAAGAGCUUGGAGAGGCUGCUGAAGCCCUUUCCACAUUUUGUCCUUUUAGAGGAUGACUUCGGCGAGCUAUUCCUCUUGAGUUCCCUGGCGCAGCGUCCUCGCCAGACGGCUGCAGAGGGUCUCCAGUGGCAAAGGGGCGAUGAGUCUUGGCUCUCAAAGCUUCGACAGGAGCAGAGGCAUCAGCUGUAUCGCAUCUUCACAGAGUUUCUCAUUGCGCCAUCCCUUUUAGCGGAGUUACAUCUCAUGCUGCUCCGUGUGGCGCAGGGAAUGUUCAGCGAUGCAUGCAGCGGGGUGAUGGCAUGUAUUGCUUCGGGCUUGCCUCAACAACCGGAAGAGUCCUUGCUGUGGGAUGAAAUCACCUCCUUUCUACGAGGAGAUGCACGGCUGGGCGCGGCGGUCCUGCGCUUGAAGCUGGUGUUACAGCUGCAUCGGCAGGGACAGGGCAUCCCGGAAGGCUGGAAUCCAGAGGCCGACUUUUUGGCCUGGGCCAAUUAUGGCUGGGACUCCGUGGAGGGUCAGUUGUUGACCUUGGAAGAGGAAGCUGCGUUGCUGGAUCUCCUGGGAGCCAGUUCGGAAGAGGCGAAUUGGGAGCUCCGCGCGCGCAGCGCCGUGCAUCGCAGCGUGCUGCAGAUCUCAGCGGCCCGAGGACACGUGACCCAGGGUAGCCAGGGCGACAGCGAUGGAGGCGGCCUCGGCCGAAAGAAAGUGCAGCUGCAACGCUCCAAGGACCUGGGGACGCCCGGCCCCCUGGAGCGUGGCAAAGUCGUAUUGGAUAACGUGCCAAUGGAACCAUUGAGUCUGAUGCUGGAGUCGCCUCCCGACGUCGAGGGACCGUCUCACGCCCUCUUUCUGGAGCAAGAUGAACCAGGGGAUCUGAAACGGGGCGUGCUGGCGGUUUCUUCCCUCUUGAGGUGCCUCCCAUUGCGUCUUUCCCGUGAUUUCUUGCUGCUCUACGAACUUCUGAAUAGAUCGCGCACGGUCUGGUUAUUGCCCAGUGAUGACCCUGCGCUCACAGCGGAACUCUUGGUUCGCCUGGUUCCAUCUGAAGAACUACAGCAGAGACCAGCAUUGGCCGCCUUGCUACGCCUCAUGGAGUCACCCUCCAUCGCUCAGAGGCUCCCCAAGUUCCGUUCGCCGAUUGAGACCUGGAUCCCUUCGCUACUCAGCAGCUUGAAAGAGUUCGUUCAGGAAAUGCAGGAUUUGAAACAUGGCCCUAGCGAGUCGCCGGGACCAUUGCCUUCAGCCUUUUGGACCUUUGAACGCUCGAGUUUGGGCACCUGGAAACUCGUGGACUGCGACAGCGUCGAUGCGAAACUCGUGGGAGUUGCAGAGACGGAGACCCAGGAGACGGUGGGAAGCCCUUUGAGCAACGGGAGGCUUCUGGAGGUCAUGAGAGUCAUGGGUGCUUUUGGAGAUCGCCGUCUGCCAUCCAACACCUGGGACUUUGAUUGCAGGACUCGGUGCCUUGGACAAGGGCAAGCAGAAUCCAUGCGAGGAGGAAACGAGGGCAAUAUUUGGCAAGGUUGCAUCAAAGAAUUGCACGAUCACUGGCCGCUGCUGGCCUUCACGCAACUGCCCGCACUGGCAUCAAAACCAUUCAUGUCUUUGGGUUUGAAUGGGGUCUUGGGAAGUGCUGAUAUCUCGGUCGACAAGGACGUGGCGGCGUUGAAGUUUCUGGCGGAGCAGAGUCCCAUGACGUCCAACUCCUCGGGGCGUGCGUUGCUGCGACGCUUGAAGGCAGACUUUCAGAACUUUGGUGAGCUACAACAAGCGACCUUCCGCAACAUCACCAGCAGCACUGCUUCACAAGUGCUGCAGGAGCGGCAUCAGUUGGAAGCGCUGCAAUCGGAGACCGAAAGUUUGAUCCAAGCGCUGGAGAGCAUGUUACAGGAGGACACUAAAGCAAUGUAUGAAGCCAUGGAGGCGGCCAAAGCGAUGGCCAACGGCGCAGGUGCGACGCCGGAACAAGCAGCCUGA
Molecule: messenger RNA, 2628 nt
Organism: Cladocopium goreaui
Lineage: Eukaryota; Dinophyceae; Suessiales; Symbiodiniaceae
Source: the annotation of a GenBank genome assembly